UCUCAUACAGCAGAAGCUUUCCCAUUCGUCUAUUCUCCUUCUCAGUCCAUCUCUCUGCAUUUUUCUGUAUUCAUGUCUAGAAUGUGUGGUUUCUUGGGAUUCUUGGUGGGUCUUCUGUUGGCCGGGAUGGCUUCCUCUGCCAAGUUUGAUGAACUUUUCCAGCCAAGCUGGGCUUUAGACCAUUUCAUGUAUGAAGGAGACCUUGUCAAACUCAAACUUGACAACUAUUCCGGUGCUGGUUUUGCUUCUAAAAGCAAGUAUAUGUUUGGGAGAGUGAGCAUUCAGCUCAAGCUCGUGGAGGGCGACUCUGCUGGGACUGUGACUGCUUUCUAUAUGUCAUCGGACGGCCCAAAUCACAAUGAAUUUGAUUUCGAGUUCUUGGGCAACACGACGGGUGAACCAUACUCAGUUCAGACGAACGUGUACGUGAAUGGUGUGGGUAAUAGAGAGCAGAGACUCAACCUCUGGUAUGACCCCACCAAGGAUUUCCAUUCAUACUCUGUCUUCUGGAAUCAGCGCCAAGUUGUAUUCUUAGUGGACGAGACCCCGAUAAGGGUGCACACAAAUUUGGAACACAAAGGCAUUCCAUUCCCGAAGGACCAAGCGAUGGGAGUGUACAGCUCAAUUUGGAACGCAGACGACUGGGCGACUCAGGGGGGUCGAGUGAAGACGGAUUGGAGCCACGCGCCAUUCGUAGCGACGUACAAGGAGUUUGAAAUCAAUGCAUGCGAGUGUCCAGGGGCGGUGGCGACGGCGGAUAACUCGAAGAGGUGCAGCAGCAGCGAGGAUAAGAAGUAUUGGUGGGACGAGCCUACGUUGUCGGAGCUGAGUGUUCAUCAGAGCCAUCAGCUCAAGUGGGUGAAGGCCAACCAUAUGGUCUAUGACUAUUGCUCUGACACCGCCAGGUUCCCGGCCACUCCCGCCGAAUGUGUCCACCACCGUCACUAUCACUGAUGAAAUCACCCAAAUCUUCCAACAUGUUCUUCAUGUUGUAUCGUGUAUUAUAUUUUCCUCCUAUUUUGUGAAUGGGCACUAUUUGUUGAGUCGUUUCCUGUUAAAUCUACCUACUGAAUUCGUAAA
Prosopis cineraria is the source of this 1080-nucleotide messenger RNA. Its product is annotated as xyloglucan endotransglucosylase protein 6. NCBI's taxonomy places the organism in Eukaryota, Viridiplantae, Streptophyta, Magnoliopsida, Fabales, Fabaceae. Gene Ontology annotation, molecular function: hydrolase activity, hydrolyzing O-glycosyl compounds; xyloglucan:xyloglucosyl transferase activity. Gene Ontology annotation, biological process: cell wall biogenesis; xyloglucan metabolic process. Bases 73 to 954 code for a protein of 293 amino acids. Gene Ontology annotation, cellular component: cell wall; apoplast. The transcript is spliced from 4 exons. The record is from RefSeq and is a predicted model, not a curated record.